AGUUUAAUAGUAGCGCGGUCCCCAUACGGCCGUAAUCAGUGAAUUAGAAAAAAAACACCCCGCCAGCGAUCUUCUAUGAUAUAUUUUUUUCUCCUCUCUCUCCUUUUUCCCGGGCCUUCCCCCCCCGAGCCCCCGGCAUCCGAGGGAACUUUUUCUCCGCGGGGGCUGCGAGUUGAAGGCCAUGAAUUUCGAAUUCGAGCGAGAGAUCGGUUUUAUCAAUAGUCAGCCAUCGCUUGCUGAGUGCCUGACAUCUUUUCCCCCUGUCGGUGAUACAUUUCAAAGUUCAUCAAUCAAGAACUCGACGCUUUCACACUCGACACUGAUUCCUCCUCCUUUCGAGCAGACCAUCCCCAGCCUGAACCCCGGCGGCCACCCUCGCCACAGCGGCGGCGGCCGCCCCAAGGCGAGCCCCCGCGCCCGCAGCGGCAGCCCGGGCCCCGCCGGCGCCCCGCCGCCCCCGGAGUACCCCUGGAUGAAAGAGAAAAAGGCGUCCAAGCGAUCCUCGCUGCCGCCCGCCUCGGCCUCCGCCUCAGCCGCCGGACCCGCCUGCCUCAGCCACAAAGACCCCCUUGAAAUCCCCGAUAGUGGCAGCGGUGGAUCUAGGCGGCUGAGGACGGCCUACACCAACACGCAGCUCUUGGAGCUGGAGAAAGAAUUCCACUUCAACAAGUACCUCUGCAGACCGCGCCGGGUCGAGAUCGCAGCGCUGCUGGAUCUGACCGAGAGGCAAGUGAAGGUCUGGUUCCAGAACCGCAGGAUGAAGCACAAGAGGCAGACCCAGUGCAAGGAGAACCAGAACGGCGAGGGGAAAUUUAAGGGCUCGGAGGACCCCGAGAAGGCGGCGGAGGACGACGAGGAGGAGAAAGCUCUCUUCGAGCAAGCCCUGGGCACCGUCUCGGGAGCGCUGCUGGAGAGGGAGGGCUACGCGUUUCAGCAGAAUGCGCUCUCGCAGCAGCAGGCGCAGAAUGCGCACAAUGGCGAAUCCCAAAGUUUCCCCGUUUCGCCUUUAACGAGCAAUGAGAAAAAUCUGAAACAUUUUCAACACCAGUCACCCACUGUUCAAAACUGCCUCUCAACAAUGGCCCAGAACUGCGCAGCUGGCCUCAACAAUGACAGUCCUGAGGCCCUCGAGGUCCCCUCUUUACAGGACUUUAACGUUUUCUCCACAGAUUCCUGCCUGCAGCUUUCAGACGCGGUUUCCCCCAGUUUGCCGGGCUCUCUGGACAGCCCCGUAGAUAUCUCCGCUGACAGCUUUGACUUUUUUACAGACACGCUCACCACGAUUGACUUACAGCAUCUGAAUUACUGAGAAAUUAAAGACGUCCUCUCCCAGGGUCCUGCCUUCUCCUCCUCAUUCCUCCCCUUUAUGUUUUUUUUUUCCCUGUGAAUUAAUUUUAUUUCCUCUCCCCCCCCCCCCCCCCCCCCCCCCUCCCGGUCGAUUUGUUCUGUUUGUCCCCUCCCUUCGCCAUGCCGUUUUACCGAUUCUGACCGAGUUUUAGCUGUCUUCGGUUUUAACCCAGCCACGUUCUAGGUCCUUCGACGAAAGCAAUAUAUGAGGUCUGUAAGAAAGUGAUCGUAUAGGGAUCGUAUCGUCACUUUCUUUUUAUUUUUGUAUUGCAUUAGGAUGCGUUGUCAUAAGUAUUUUUGGUAGAAUAAAUUCUUGUUUGGUACAA
Molecule: messenger RNA, 1673 nt
Organism: Gallus gallus (chicken)
Lineage: Eukaryota; Metazoa; Chordata; Aves; Galliformes; Phasianidae
Gene: HOXA2
Product: homeobox A2
Exons: 2
Coding region: 182-1309 (375 amino acids)
Biological process (GO): regulation of DNA-templated transcription
Molecular function (GO): DNA binding; DNA-binding transcription factor activity, RNA polymerase II-specific
Source: RefSeq, marked provisional